UUGCGAGGCCAGACUCGAAUGGUUGCGAGUGGAUAUUUCGUGCAGUUUAUUCUAUUUGAUAUUUCGCCUGUUUUUUUAUAUUCGACCCAACGAUAAGUGCCUCGAAAAAUCCUUGAAGUUUUUUAUUGCGUCGGAUUUUGGAAGAGGGGAACAGUGGCGCCAGCUAGGGAGCCACACCGUCGGCUUUUUCGGAAUCCGUUCAGCUAGCAACUAGCAACAGGCUUCCCCUUCGUCUAUAUAUAAGGACCGACUCUUCGAAGCUGCGUUCCACUGGUGAAAACGAGAUGGUUCCGAUGGUUACGGUACCAACGGUACGUUUGGCUGAGUACGGAAUAACAGCUUCGAACAACUAUGAAGAUGUAGUGAAAAACAUUGAUGUUUCUGAGAUUAACAAUAAAGUUAUUUUCUUUCGUUUUAUGGGACUUGAAAUAAAGAACUCUGAUAAAACGAUAACUGAUAAAACUUGUAGGAAUAACGAUAAAAACGGUACAUAUGAUAAGUUACAAGAAAAUCCCAUGUGUCCAAAUGAACAGCCCAGUGAAGUCACGAGGUCUGAUACAACUCCGAAAAACUUAAGCGUCCAAUCAACUACAAAUAUCCGAACAAACAAAAGAAUCCAUCAGUCCGAUGAUAUGAUUGAUUCGCGAAAGAGCAUUAAGUGCACGAGAGAGUGUAGCGUCGUGGUAAUCGGUGAAAAGUGUCGGAUUUGUGGCAAAAACUUUAAAUGCGUCAAGGACGUUGAAGUGCACACAAAAAAUAAACACAGGAGCAAGAAACCAAGAAGAAAGCACGUGGUACUGAGAAUCGGUGACGAGGUUAUAGGGCGAGUAUCAAUCAGAAAGAAACAUUUGAAACGUGCCUAUCGCGAAACUCUUGAUGAUGAGGUAACGACGUUUAUUUCCUCUGACAAGGGUGAGAAAAUCAACCGAAACGAUCGGAUCAACGACGGAAGAUUAGCAACUCCGUUGAUCAGUGUCGAAGAUAUCUGUGAUAUCGCCGAUACCGCAUCUCGCCAAUCGAAGAUCGAUGAGCGUAAUGUUCUGUUAAGUUCUCUGGGAGAUCAUAGAACUGGAUCCUCGAAUCGUUACGGUAAUAACAGCAAUGAAGAAAUCAUGGAAGUAUUGAGAAUCAGGAGGUUGUCUAAAUUUGGCCCAUCAAUUAAUCACGAAACGCCCAAUCGCGCGGAACGAGAGCUUUUGCUUUCCGACGCUAUUCGCGAAUUCGACAGAAUGGAGAACGACCCAAUGGACAUGCUUGAAUUCACCGACAACGGGGAACCUUCGCGCGAUCUGAACGAAGAUUUAAUGGAAGAUUACUGUUGGCUCGGUGAUGGAACUCUACGAAAUGACGAUCUUGAUAUUAUUGAGAACAAUUGUUCUUAUCGCAUCAAGGAUGGAUAUGACAUUGACAGUUCCCAUGAAAUUCCUAAUUCACUGCUGGGAGAGUUCGCCCCUAGCUAUUUUAACGAUGAAAAUCUUUAUUCCAAGGAGUAUCGAAAGGAAAAUGGUGAAAUUGUUCCCGACUUCAUCGACUACACGCAGUGCUUGAACAACAACUACUCGCGAGUCAACGCUAACAAUAACAAUAACAAAAGUGGCAGUGAUGCUCACAACAUUGAAAGCUCGUUUUAUAACGAGGCUCAAAUAAACGAAUGGAAUCACCUCACUAAAACGUCUCUUGCAUUUAAUGGAAAUGGUCCUCGAGGAACGGAAAGUACCACGAAUCUUCCGAUUGUCAUCAAAGAAGAAGUAAUAUUGGAUGAGACGCCUAUUAGCAUUUAAGUGUUUCCUUACUUUACACGUCGAUUAACAAUUAUAUACUUAGGUUCACUCUUCAGUGAAAUAAAGCUCUGUACAGUUAGUUUUACACGUA
Molecule: messenger RNA, 1872 nt
Organism: Venturia canescens
Lineage: Eukaryota; Metazoa; Arthropoda; Insecta; Hymenoptera; Ichneumonidae
Exons: 2
Coding region: 285-1781 (498 amino acids)
Source: RefSeq, a predicted model, not a curated record